This is a messenger RNA of Pseudophryne corroboree (corroboree frog), 1882 nucleotides long. RefSeq names its product zinc finger protein OZF-like. The transcript has 3 exons. NCBI's taxonomy places the organism in Eukaryota, Metazoa, Chordata, Amphibia, Anura, Myobatrachidae. Gene Ontology annotation, cellular component: nucleoplasm. Gene Ontology annotation, biological process: regulation of transcription by RNA polymerase II. Gene Ontology annotation, molecular function: DNA-binding transcription repressor activity, RNA polymerase II-specific; RNA polymerase II cis-regulatory region sequence-specific DNA binding. Bases 279 to 1748 code for a protein of 489 amino acids. The record is from RefSeq and is a predicted model, not a curated record.
GCAGGAGGAGGAGUAUAUAGAGGAACACAGGGGUCUGUACAAGGACGUGAUGAUGGAGAAUCACCGGCCCCUCACAUCACUGGGUACAACUUCUGUCUGAUAUUAAAACAGAAAAUGUAGAGGGAGAAGAAGAGACGUAUGUGACUGAUAUAAAGGCAGAAGAUACAGAGGAAGAAGAAGAGACGUAUGUGACUGAUAUAAAGACAGAAGAUAUAGAGGGAGAAGAAGAGACGUAUGUGACUGAUAUAAAGGCAGAAGAUAUAGAGGGAGAAGAAGAGAUGUAUGUGACUGAUAUAAAGGCAGAAGAUAUAGAGGGAGAAGAAGAGACGUAUGUGACUGAUAUGAAGGUAGAAGAUAUAGAGGGAGAAGAAGAGAUGUAUGUGACUGAUAUAAAGGCAGAAGAUAUAGAGGGAGAAGAAGAGACGUAUGUGACUGUUAUAAAGGCAGAAGAUAUAGAGGGAGAAGAAGGGACGUAUGUGAGGGGUGAUCAGCAGUGUAAGGAGGAGGAGAUCCCUACAGAUAUCAGCACAGCAGAUGGACACACAAGCAGGAAUAUCUCAGAAGGACAUCUAAAGUUAUCCCCGGAUUGUGACAUAAAAGAUAAUGACAGUAGACAGGAUUCUCCAGGAGCUAACCCCAUUACCCCAAUUAUACAUCCAGCUCUAUCAGCUGGUCCCUCUGAUCCUGGGAAAUGUUCUCCUGAUCACUCUGAUAUUGGUGCAUCUGUUACAGCUCUGAGAGUAGAUACAGUGUUUCCCUGUCCUAUAGAUGCCAAAUGUUUUACACAGAACACAAAACGUAUUACCCAUCAGCCAGCUAAGGCAGGACAGAGGCCAUUUUCAUGUUCUGAGUGUGGGAAAUGUUUUACAUACAAAUCACUUCUUGUAAGACAUGAGAGAAGUCACACAGGAGAGAAGCCAUUUCCAUGUUCUGAGUGUGGAAAAUGUUUUAUACAAAAAUCAGCUCUUGUUAUACAUGAGAGAAGUCACACAGGUGAGAAACCAUUUCCAUGUUCCGAGUGUGGGAAAUGUUUUACACUGAAAUCACAUCUUCUUAGACAUGUGAAAAUCCAUACAGGUGAUAGGCCAUUUCCAUGUUCUGAGUGUGGGAAAUGUUUUAUAGAUAAGUCACAUCUUGUUAGACAUGAGAGAAGAAGUCAUACAGGUGAGAAACCAUUUCCAUGUUCUGAGUGUGGGAAAUGUUUUCUAGAGAAAUCACAUCUUGUUAUGCAUGAGAGAAAACACACCGGUGAGAAACCAUUUCAAUGUUCUGAGUGUGGGAAAUGUUUUGUACAGAAAUCAUAUCUUGUUACACAUCACAGAAGUCACACAGGUGAGAAGCCAUUUCCAUGUUCUGAGUGUGGGAAAUGUUUUAUACAUAAGUCACAACUUGUUAGACAUGAGAUAAGUCAUACAGGUGAAGAACCAUUUCCAUGUUCUGAGUGUGGGAAAUGUUUUAUAGUUAAGUCACAACUUAUUAGACAUGAGAGACAUCACACAGGUGAGAAGCCAUUUCCAUGUUCUGAGUGUGGGAAAUGUUUUGUACAGAAAUCAGAACUUGUUACACAUGGGAGAAUACACACAGGUGAGAAACCAUUUCCAUGUUCUGAGUGUGGGAAAUGUUUUAUACAAAAAUCAAAUCUUGUUCGACAUGAGAGAAGUCACACCUACAAAGGGCAAGGCUUCAGCGUUACCAUCCAACAUGGGGGAAGCUUUCUCUCUGACCUCUCAAUACACAACGUAUCCUGAUCCCGGCUCUAUGUGACCUCUCACAUCUAUCACUUGUGUCACAUUACAUCUCAUACCUGUAGUUUUAUGUUUCUGUUGUUUCCCUGUUACCUGUUCUGUAAGAUCACCUGCUCUCAUUGUGUGGAUGGGGGAGG